Pipistrellus nathusii (Nathusius's pipistrelle) is the source of this 2106-nucleotide messenger RNA. NCBI's taxonomy places the organism in Eukaryota, Metazoa, Chordata, Mammalia, Chiroptera, Vespertilionidae. The record is from the annotation of a GenBank genome assembly.
AUGCAGCUAGGGGAGCAGCUUCUGGUGAGCACGGUGAACCUGCCCGGCGCGCACUUCUACCCGCUGGAGAGCGCGCGGGGCGGCGGGGGCGGGCCGGCCGGUCACCUCCCCGGCGCCACCCCCUCGCCCCAGAGGCUGGACUUGGACAAGGCGCCUAAGAAGUUCCCGGGCGGCCUCUCGUGCGAGGCGGGGAGCGGGGAGCCCGCGACGGCCGGCGUGGGGGCGCCCGCGGUCAUGCUAAGCGACGCGGACGCCGCCGGGGACGCCUUCGCCAGCACCGCGGCGGCCGUGGCCAAGCCGGGGGCCCCGGACGGCCGCAAGGGCUCCCCCUGCGGGGAAGAGGAGCUCCCCUCCGCCGCCACGGCAGCCGCCACGGCGCGCUACUCCAUGGACAGCCUGGGCUCGGAGCGCUACUACCUGCAGUCCCCCGCGCCGCAGGGUUCCGAGCUGGCCGCGCCCUGCUCGCUCUUCCCCUACCAGGCGGCGGCCGGGGGGCCCCACGGACCCGUGUACCCGGCUCCCAACGGGGCGCGCUACCCCUACGGCUCCAUGCUGCCCUCCGGCGGCUUCCCCGCCGCCGUGUGCCCGCCCGGGAGGGCGCAGUUCGGCCCGGGAGCCGGCGCGGGCGGCGGCGGCGCGGGUGCGGGUGGCGGGGGAGGCGGCCCCGGAACCUAUCCGUACGGCCAGGGGGCUCCCCUCUACGGGCCGUACCCCGGGGCGGCGGCGGCGGCGGCGGGUGCGUGCGGAGGCUGGGGGAGCCUGGAGGUGUCCGGAUCCAGUUUACGCGCGCACGUCUACCUGUGCAACCGGCCCCUGUGGCUCAAAUUCCACCGGCACCAGACCGAGAUGAUCAUCACGAAACAGGGCAGGCGCAUGUUCCCCUUCCUGAGCUUCAACAUAAACGGACUCAACCCCGCCGCCCACUACAACGUGUUCGUGGAGGUGGUGCUGGCCGACCCCAACCACUGGCGCUUCCAGGGGGGCAAGUGGGUGACCUGCGGCAAAGCCGACAAUAACAUGCAGGGCAACAAAAUGUACGUCCACCCAGAGUCUCCUAAUACCGGUUCCCACUGGAUGAGACAGGAGAUUUCCUUUGGGAAAUUAAAACUCACCAACAACAAAGGCGCCAAUAACAACAACACUCAGAUGAUAGUCCUGCAAUCUCUACACAAGUACCAGCCGCGGCUGCACAUUGUGGAAGUGACGGAGGACGGCGUGGAGGACUUGAACGAGCCCUCCAAGACCCAGACCUUUACCUUCUCAGAGACGCAGUUCAUUGCCGUGACGGCCUACCAAAACACCGACAUAACGCAGCUCAAGAUUGACCACAACCCCUUUGCCAAAGGCUUCAGGGACAACUACGAUUCCAUGUACACCGCUUCCGAAAAUGACAGGUUAACUCCAUCUCCCACGGAUUCUCCUAGAUCCCAUCAGAUUGUCCCUGGAGGUCGGUAUGGCGUCCAGUCCUUCUUCCCGGAGCCCUUUGUCAACACAUUACCUCAAGCCCGCUAUUAUAACGGCGAGAGAACCGUGCCGCAGACCAACGGCCUCCUUUCGCCCCAACAGAACGAAGAGGUGGCCAACCCUCCCCAGCGGUGGCUUGUCACGCCUGUCCAGCAGCCCGGGACCAACAAAUUAGACAUCGGCUCCUAUGAGUCCGAAUACCCGUCCAGCACCUUGCUCCCCUAUGGCAUUAAGUCCUUGCCCCUCCAGACGUCCCACGCCCUGGGGUAUUACCCCGACCCGGCCUUCCCUGCAAUGGCAGGGUGGGGAGGUCGAGGCUCCUAUCAGAGGAAGAUGGCCGCCGGGCUCCCAUGGACCUCCAGAACCAGCCCCCCUGUGUUCUCCGAAGACCAGCUCUCCAAGGAGAAAGUCAAAGAAGAAAUGAGCUCUUCUUGGAUAGAGACUCCCCCUUCCAUCAAGUCCCUGGAUUCCAACGAUUCGGGGGUGUACACGGGCGCUUGCAAGCGAAGGCGGCUGUCCCCCAGCUCGUCCAGCAAUGAGAAUUCCCCCUCCAUCAAGUGUGAGGACAUGAAUGCCGAAGAGUACAGCAAAGACACCUCGAAAGGCAUGGGGGGAUAUUAUGCUUUUUACACAACUCCCUAA